AUGUCUGACAUCGAGAAGUCUCAACCUGGUUUCCCCACCUACAACCGCCGCAUUGCGAACCCCGCACCUUUAGGUUUGCUCUCAUUUGCAACAACCACUUGGAUCGUCUCGCUCUUCCUUGUACAGGCUCGCCAUGUUUACGUCACUAACUUGUCAUUGGCCAUGGCCCUUGCUGUUGGUGGCCUGACACAAUUCCUUGCCGGGAUGUGGGAGUUUGUGACUGGAAACACUUUUGCGGCAACUAUGUUCUCUAUGCUUGGCGGUUUCUACCUCGCUGUUGGUGCCAUCUACUGGCCUGGGUCUGGAAUUGCUGAUGCGUAUGCUGGCACUGGAGAAGGAAACGACGCUCUCGGUGUCUUCUUCACUGCCUUCUUCAUCUUCUCGGUUAUCAUGAUUGUCGGUUCCCUCCGUAGCUCGAUUGCGAUCACCACCCUCUGGUGCUCGAUCUUUAUGACUUUCCUCCUUGUUAUGAUUGGUGCCUUCCGUGAGCAGGAAAAGGUCCUCAAGGCGUCCGGUGGUUUCGGUAUCCUGACUGCUGCUGUUGCCUACUACUGCGGUGCCGCCGGCUUGUGGACCAAGCAAGGAACCUCGCGCGUUGCAGGUACAUCAGUCCGCCUCGCGCACCUGGAUCUCCCGUCGCUCGUAGAGAGCAAUUUCAACCUUUUUCUUUCCACCACGUCGCCCAUAACCGACUCUAACUCCUCGCGCAACGCGAGGGAUCCUCCGGCGCUGGUCAUUCGCCCGCCUGCCCAGCCUCCAUUCCCCGACAAGGACUGGGAGCCAUCUAGCGCCCUUGGGGUCUGCUCCCCUGAAGGGUUCAAAUCCGAACAGUCUAUAUCUCAGCUCAGGCCUUAUACUCCUUCUCCCUCUCUCCACUGUUGCCACGCCUCUCUCGACCCACCUGCCCAGCCCGAGGUUUUCCAAGUACUCGAGAGAGCAACCGAGGCAUUGCUCUUACACGCCCAACGAUCCUUCGAUUCGAUUACGUCAGAAUCAGUCUACUCCCACCCAGACACUGCCCCCGAUACUUUUCAGCCAGCGCGAUCACACGCAGACGACGACGACGGCAGAUCAGAGCUCGAGAAGAUCCCCGAGAUAGACCUAGAGCCACAGUCAAUCGAGCCCCCCUCCCAGCCAAUCCUUUCUGAACCAGCGGUCGAAUCACUCCAAGUCGCACGCCCGCUCUCACCUGUUGCUGCCGGCCUGGCGACAUCUUCAGUGUCUUCGAUAUCUCACGAUCGUACUAAGCCCAACAUUCGGCCAUCACUGAUUGGUUUCUUUUCUCGGUGGGCGGACAAGCGCUCACCGGCCCCUAAGGAGCAGAAGGACAGAGCGUCGGGACCCGUCUCCUCCCAAGGAUCAGGCGCACGGAAUGAUUCCACUAAUGGUGGUUCAGCCUUCACCAGGUUCAAGAACAAAUCAACUGAAAGGCUCACUGCACUGUUGGUUGGGGGAGAGGAUAUCAAACCAUCAUCCAGUUCUAUCAGAUCUUCACGAUUCAGAAUUGGUGGCCGCAGAGCGAACUCGGGGUCCAUCCGAACGACAGACAGGGUUGAUAGUAGUAAUGUAGCGCAGUCAAUUACGCAGGGUGUGGCCCAGAUAUCCCCACCCUCUAGUCCCGUUCCAGCGGCAAGAGCUCUGGAAGUUGCAGAUACAGAUGUUCCCCCCGAAAGUAGCAGUACACAUUCGAGCGAACGUGGCCGAGCGGUGGGACCGAGGUCGUCUGCCAGAAUGUACGAUAAGCCUCUUCCUGUUCGGUCGCCUUCUGAGGAGCCCAUUGGAGGUGAGCCCGUAUUGAUCAGUGUAAGCUUCUUUCUUCACCCGUCAAAGAUCACCCCAAGCCGACCAGCUUGCGCUAACAGAUUAGGGCCACUCCUAGACCGACGUCCAAUCGAUGCCGAACACGAUCCCGUACUACCCGAACCAGCAGACCAACCCGUCCAGGAAAACUCAUCAAGGAACCUCCCGACACCUCCGCGCUCUCGUUCACCAUCGCUUUUCAGGAAAAAAUUAAGAGAGAAGAGGGCUAGAACUGGGUCGCUUCGGGAUUUACUUAAGAAAUCAGAUUCGACUAAAAGUAAAAAACAAGAUCGUUUUACGCCUCCGACUCCUUUUAUCGCUUGGAUCACGCAGCAUACACACCGUUCUUCUCCAUCUGAACUACCUGAACCACCACUUCCGGCUCUCCCAGCUCUCGCAACACCACUAGCUACGCCCCAUAUUUCCCCUCCUCCUGAGAAUCUUUCGCCGGUCGUGGAAACUAGUCCGACGGAGACCUCGCGCAUAUUAUCAUUGGUUUGGUACCCUCCUGAACUCAUUCGAAGUCCUUAUGCAAGUGGCAUUAGCCUCAGCGAGUACCAUGAUCGUGCCAACAACCCCGGCUCCGCGGCUGCUCCAUAUGACGAGCGCGCAAGUAGCAUAUCCUCCAGGCUACCCGGCUUUUCCGAGCCUGCAGAUGAGACGGGUUCUCAAUCCGAUCCCCCCUAUUCAUUAUAUUUACAACCGCCACUUUCCGGAGCGACAAGCCGUGUUGCGAGUCUCUCAUCGAGUACCAUUCAUGCUUUAACUACCUCAGAUCGCAGGUCACCGGCAAAGCUACGCCGCAAACAUAGCCAGGAAGUAAAUCGAAAACAUCUCGCAUCCCUCCAACUUCAAAGUGUGGCCGGGAGUAGUACCGGCCCAGCCUCUUCGGCGCCUUCCCGUUCUUUGGAUACACUGCUGAACAGCGCGUGGCCGGAACCCCCUGACCAUACAAUCAAGAGUGACGGAGAGGACCAAGCGUAUCAUUACCUAACCGAAACGGGUGCUGAUGAAGACUCGGAUCGCGAAGAAUAUCUUCCUUCUCCUACAUCUGCUGGUGGCGCAUCCACCCAUCCAGCAACACCCAAACACUUACGGGCGAGACCAAGGUCGAGAUCCCCCGGAGAGCCCAUACGUGAUGAGCACCCCCUCCCUGUUGUGAUGCGUGGUGCUAAUGGCGAUCAAUCGGAUUGGGAGCCUGACUCGAGAGUUACGUCUAUUUGUCUGCUUCCCCUUCUACCACUCGAUCACCGGCUUCGCCGGGUGCAGAGGGCAGGAAGUACGAGUGCCGCUCGUCCAAUUGGAAUUUUCGAAAACCUUCCUUUCAGACCGCUUCCCCAGUGGCCCGUUCCACGUCCAUCACGCCAAUCCCACCUCCUGGGACCCUGUCUGGGACCCCUCCUGUUCGCCCAACACUCGCACGCGUCCCCUUCACCCACCCGGGCGUCUUCAACCCCAAGGGCGCCAUCUCCUGUACCCCCGAUACGUAUCCCUUCGGCUACGCCCAUUUUAAAGGCACCCCUUCCCCGGCGUACUACAUCUUAUCAGUCCGCUGCGUCUAUACGCCAACUCUCGGAACGGCGUGAUUCUGUCGAGGAAGCUUACUCUAUUCGAGACGACGGCGCUCCGCGGCUGGGCCAAGCCACCCUAAGCGCCGGUCGCCAACUCAGGGAAGAAAGGACUUGUACUCCACCUCCAGAAGGGAUUCAGGUCAAUACCGUAGGAGCCGAAAAGACUCGAAUCGCUCGUAUAGAGAGUCUAUCAAAUCACACAGGGACUCACUUACAUUACGACGAGACUCGCUACAAGUUCAUAGAAGAGAUUCUAUUCACUCCAUCCAGGUUCGAGACUCUAUUAUCUCACAACACAAAGAUCAAGCCGCAUCCGAUAAUCAAAUUUGGACUGUGCCUCGGAGCCAUCUUCUUGAACGAGUAUCAAGAUUAUAUCAACCGAGAUUCAACACGCGCCGAAGAUAGUGAACAUCAGCCGAGUAAUAACAAUAUGGCCGAACACAGAUCAGGGUCUGCUGCCUCCGGUUCAUCGAAAUCCUCCAGAUCCAAGGUGGACCCAGUCAAGGACUGGCACAAGGUCCAACCCUCGGGUAGUCGAACUUCCAGUAGUCGAGGAUCGAUUGACCGAACUGGCGCGCUAUAUGUUCCCACCCCUGACGUUAUCGAGCGCAACGAGCUGAUCAUCAAGGCUUUGAAGAACGCUCCAGAUGCCCUUCAUACUAGGUUCAGGCACUUUGGGCAGCUGGGGGUCCUCGGAUGGAGCAGCGAAUUUAGCGAACUAAUUGACGAAAUCCAGCGGUGUGGACUCGAGCGCCAGAUGUUUACCACUACGCGCGCACAGGCAUUGUCCACCUGCAAGGCACUUCUUAAACUGCACAUCGAUAUUCGAUUGCAGAUGAUUAGCAUGUACGUCUUUGAUCGCCCAUUGUUGCCACCGAGCUGCGUCGCUUACUCACUUGCUCUCGCCGACCUCAUUAGGUUUCUGUGUUCGCAGAUCGCACGACUUAGACGAUUCCUUGAUGCCGAAACGGAGUAUACCGACUAUCCAACACCCGACUUUCCUCUCCCUGAAGCCUAUUGA
This is a messenger RNA of Rhizoctonia solani, 4392 nucleotides long. Its product is annotated as glyoxylate pathway regulator. NCBI's taxonomy places the organism in Eukaryota, Fungi, Basidiomycota, Agaricomycetes, Cantharellales, Ceratobasidiaceae. Gene Ontology annotation, cellular component: plasma membrane. The transcript has 15 exons. Gene Ontology annotation, molecular function: acetate transmembrane transporter activity. Bases 1 to 4392 code for a protein of 1463 amino acids. The record is from RefSeq and is a predicted model, not a curated record.